Molecule: messenger RNA, 5990 nt
Organism: Pygocentrus nattereri (red-bellied piranha)
Lineage: Eukaryota; Metazoa; Chordata; Actinopteri; Characiformes; Serrasalmidae
Product: P2Y purinoceptor 8-like
Exons: 3
Coding region: 746-1783 (345 amino acids)
Biological process (GO): positive regulation of Rho protein signal transduction; phospholipase C-activating G protein-coupled receptor signaling pathway
Cellular component (GO): membrane
Molecular function (GO): G protein-coupled receptor activity
Source: RefSeq, a predicted model, not a curated record
GAGGGGUAAAAUCAGUUGAAUCUUCAGUUAAAUCUCUUGGGAACUAUACCAAACUUCAGCUAUGAAUAACCUUUCGGUUCUGCGGGUUUUUGACAUUCUCUGUUCUUUUGACUUCACCUGAGCGAAAAACAGACCCAUGCGCUCGUGUAGCAAGUCACGUCGUCCAGUUUCAAAAUGACACGCCAUGAGCUGAGAUGAUUGUAAAUUAGUAAAUGAAGUGGAUAAUCACAUUUAAUAUGAGAACGCGGCUUCAGAGAGCUUUGUAGGUUCAUGCAUGAGUCUGUUUGGAGGGUUUUGUUCUUAACAGGUGUGGUUUCCUGGCGGUGACAUCAUUAAUGGUUGCUUCCUGUGGAACUCAAUGUUCAGUAGCAGUACGUUCAGGGUUUUUCUAUGUUUCAGGCUGUUUUUACAUAGGAAACGCCCUCUUAUGCCACAGACAGUGUAUUUACCACCGAGGAGGGGGUACAGUUGAUAAGGUACACUAGUAAUGUAUUUCUCUGCAUUUUUAACCACGUACACAGCUUGAGUUUACUUUCCACAAUAAACUUGUAAGCACAUGACACAUCGGCAGGGGAAUCGGGACUGAGUAUCGGAGGCGUUUCCAGAGAUAGCUUCCACUUUAUCAAGCCAUGUGAACUGAGAAGGAAGCAAGCAUGUGCUUGUGGUUGUAAUCUGACACGCCGUAAAUUAUAUUAAGACGGUUUUCCACAGCCUUCUUGGACCCACAAACUCCAGCUCCACCAAAAUGAGCAAUUUAGAAGUUGCAGUUGUGGACAAUGCCACAGUGGAUGCACUGAUCAGCCCUCUGAUGACUGUUGCUCUGCCUGUCAUCUACAUCACGGUGUUUGUUAUCAGCACUCCGUGCAAUCUUAUCGCCCUUGUUCUUCUCUGCGGCCUUACGAAACGUGCAAGUCCCACAGUUAUCUAUUCCAUUAACCUCUGUCUUUCAGAUCUGCUCUACAGCAUCACUCUACCGCUGCAAGUGGUCUAUCAUCUUCGACGCAAUGACUGGAUCUUUCACAGAAUGACUUGUAGAAUUUCAACAGCUGCUUUCUACUGCAAUAUGACCUGCUCAAUCCUCACAACCUGUGCCAUAGCUCUGGAGCGGUACUGCGGUGUUGUACACCCUUUGAAAACCAGACAUCUGCGAAGCACCCGAAAAGCCAUUCUGAUCUGUCUCCUCAUUUGGGCUGUUAUGCUUGUGUUCCAGCUGCCUUUUUUCAUGCAUGAUUUUACUCUGUUCAUUCCUCAGCUCAAUGUUACCACCUGUUUUGAUGUGUUUCCUAAAAAGGUUUUUGAAGGAUGGAAAGGAUAUCUCUACUUUGUUUCCAUAUACCUUCUCUUCUAUGUGUUGCCAAUGAUAAUUUUAAUUGCUUGUUAUUGUGCAGUGGCUCAUGCCCUUAGACAGACGCUUGAUGCAGGAGUCCAGCGUUCACACAAGCGCACACAGACUUUGGUGAUAGUUGCAGCCCUUUGCUUCAUCACCUGUUACCUACCUAAUAUGAUCAUCCAGCCUAUCCACAUGGUUUAUCGGAGCAAAGGCCAUAGCAUAUAUGCCUACUACAAGCUCACAUUGGGUCUCAACAGCCUUAACUGUUGCUUUGACCCUUUUGUGUACUAUCUUGCUUCCAGGGAGCUCCGGCAAGCGCUGUGGAGAGUGCUUGGCUGGGGGAAAUGCUGUCCAAAUUACAUGGGAGAGGAGACUGCUGCCUCAAAUUUGUCUGAAUUGCCCACUACCACCAGAGGAAAUCAGAAUGACAGUAGAGCCCUAAUAAGUCAAUAAUGAAAUGCAGUAAAAAGAUAACUUGCUUCUAAGAGCUAUAUGAGAACGCGGAGCUUUUUCUAUGGUGCACAGACAAAAUAAUGUGAAUACCAACAAUAUUAAAGUACUUAAAGAAAUGGUUUGGUGAAAUAUCAAGUUUGCCCAACUCCUCACUUACCCUGUAUGUAGCCGAUAUGUUAGGAGUCCAGAUUUUGUUUCCUUAAUUUAUAACUUGAAUGCUAAGGCUCAUAUUGUUAACAAAAACAAGAACUCAAUGGUCCCCCAUCCAUCCAUCCAUUUUCUAAGCCGCUUCUCCCUCAGGGUCGCGAAUGGUCACCCAGACCCCCUUAAUUAUUUGUGUAAAAAAUACAUUACCAACAUUUCAAACCGCUCAAACCAAAUUCAGGGGAAUCAACUUUAAACAACAGUCUGUAUUCACAAACCACCAAAGAUAAAGAUGUGGCAGAUGUGGGCGACGUGGAGAACAUGACCCCUGCACUCUCACAGUCAAGGGAUUCUGUCCCCACACUUUUCACACCUUGCAUGUUUCCUGAAUUGGUAGUAGUAGCUUGCUAUUAUAGCAGUCAUCCGCUAGUGGAUAUGCUGUUGACUAACAUAACUCUUCAGUUAUGAGAUGCAACACCUACAGAGAUGCAACACCUUCUAAUUUUGCAUUAUACCUUUUGUGGUAGGAUGUUUAUGUACUGCUACUUCAAGCAUGCUCAAAUUUUUGAUAAGACUUGGUUGGCUGCCAAAUUCACUUACUGCUACUAGUGAUGGGGUGUCAACUGUCAACUUUUUCAUAGUAACUGAUGUGAAUAUGCAUUUAAGAGAAUGAUUCAUGCAGGAAGGGUUACGCAUGAUAAGGAAUUUAGAAAAUGUGCUGUCAAGUGUCCAGAAGUACGUGCCCUGUUGCUUACUGACAACUGUGUCCACCUCACUUUUAAAAUGCCUGCUACGCCCCUGACCACAGGAGGACUGCAGAUUUAGAAUUAGAGUGUGUGACAAUCUGAUCUAAGAUCAGUCGUGCUUUGUGAACACCAGCUCUGGUGUUGUCUGAAACUUCACCAUAGCCGUGAAUUUUAGUAUGUUCUUAUAGCUCACAGUGCUCUAAACCACAUCAGCAAGUCUUUACAACCUUAAUCCUAAGUCCUGGGUGCAGUUUGAGAGGGUUGAGAGGAGUUUUGAAGAUGUAUUUUUACAAGCCAUUUGAGUAACUGUUGUGUUCUACUGUUUGCUAGCUACAUUAGCCUUGUAGCUCCAGUACUAAACCAAAUUUAGACUCCAAUUUAGACUCCAAACCUGUCAUUGCUGACUGGCUACAGAGAGUUAGUGGAAUACUGGUUGCCAAACCAUUCCUUUAAUAAGAUGCAGAGCAUCCAUUGUCUUCAGAAAACCUUCAGUCAUUCUUAUAUCGAUGUCAUUCUUGAACCAUACCAUCCUGAAAGGAAAAGACUCCAGUUUUUGAGAGAAUAAGGUGUAAAUCUUCAUACUCUGUGCCGCAGAAAAUGUCCCAUGGAGACAUUCUUGAGAGGUUUUAGUUGUGGAAGCACAGCAUUUUGCUUUGUAAUCACCAUUCAUAAGUUUGUUUAGCAAAGUCCUUAUGGUCAUUUUUAUCUUGGGACGUGGGAACAUUCAGAACAGUGUUUUCGCCACAGGCUACAGCUCAGACCUGUACCCAGACAUUUCAGAGGGCAAGAGAUCAAAGAAAAAUGUAAUGAAAUGAAAUUGAAUUUAAUUUACAGCAUGGCUUUAGAGCAGUGGUUUGCAACCCUAGUCCUGGAGAGCUACCUUCCUACAGAGCAAAAGGGCAGUCUCUUUGGUCUAUUGUGCGUGCGCCAGUUGAUCUUGUACAGUCGUUUCAUAUUCAUUGACUAUUAUCUAAACGAUGCAUAGAAUUAGACCUGAUGACUCACAGUGAGGUGGCUGUCCGUGACAUUAUGGAUCCAUGUUUUAAGAGUUGUAAACAGCUGUGGUUUGAAAGCAUCUUUUGACUUUCUCCAAUGCAAAAAUGUCUGGAUGUAGGAAUGGUGAAAGAUGAUCAUACCUCUUUUUCAUUCCUAAAGGCAGCAUUGUGCUUCUUACAGAAGGGUUGCAUUUUAUUGAAACUGGGCUAUGGAGAUGCUGAAUUAGGUUUGUCCUAAUUUAUGAGGCCAAUUUUUCUCAGUUUGUCAUGUUUAGCUGUAAGUUUUUGAGUAAGCUUUAUAAAGACAGUUACAUAUUUUGCAUUUUUGUACAUGCAGCAGAGCCAACUAACACAUGGUCUUUUGCUUGCCUCGUGUAUUACUGAAAACGCACAAAUCCAGUCUUUAACAUCUGAUGUUUUUGUUAACUGACAUUCAACCAGAUAUGACUCAUCUGCUUAGCUGCCUUUGUAAUUCUGAUUUAGCUAUUUAGCACGAUAACGUCUUGAUGUGUUUCUGUUAAUGUGUCCAACCUUUAAAUGAUGUGUUUUUGAAAUGUACAGCAUGUUCCUCUGGUAAUUUCAGUUUUUGUAAUGUGCUGGCCUGCAGGAUGUAUUUUGCAUUAAUAUUAUGUUUAUUUUUAACGGGUAUUUUUUUAUGAAUACUGAUUUUUUGCCUCUGUGUGGAGAUAUUAAAAACAUCAAAAAGCAUGUAGUCGUGUCAGCGGGUCAGAUUUCAUGGGUGAAAAAAUGACUCAUUCCAAAUUAUUUUCCACAAGACUGUUGUAUUUUGAGAUUAUGGACAAAAUAUCCAGAUGUGGAACAGAAGUGUCAAUCAUUACUGCUUUAUCUAAGUCUCAGAUUCUUACUUGUUAUUGUUUUCUGUCUCAUUAAAUGGUGAGCUGCAUGAAAACAUGUAGGUUGCGGCUGUCAUUACAGCCAGUGAAGCUGAAAGUAUGACAAAGACAGAAAGAACACAAGCCUCUCAAGAUAGAAAGAUGAUGCGGCUUCAUAAUCACUGCUUGGAACAGCCCAGAUGUCAUUGCUGGAAUCUGUGCCCAUAAAAUCCUGAAAACUAACUGCCAGUUGAACACUGGUUGACUCUGUUUAACUGGUUUAUACUUUACAUUCUCAGUGAUUGGGUAUAUUCUGCCCUCACUAAAUUAGUGGCUAACAGGUUAACAAUCUAAGAUAGACUUUGAGUUUAGGCCUUCACAGAAUCUAUUUAAGUGGUUUUCACUGGAUUCUCUGUAGCUGAAUAUAUUCUGCCCUCACUAGAGUACACUGUGGGUUAGCAAAUUGAUAAUGGCUAACAGGCUAACAAAACAGACAGACAGACAAAUUGAGUUUUGGCCUUCAUAAAAUAGGUAACUUCAAAACUGAGACAGAAAAGAGUUAGUUGGAUGUCUGUUAUGAGCUUGAAAGGCAUGUAUUUAAACUAAAGCUAACAUCAAAGUCCAAUAUAGUGCUGAGCUAAACCCACUAGCUUGAUGCUACAUACUAUGGUGAACAUAUGAGCAGCGUUAACGUAGUCCUGGUUUAAAAAAGCUAAAGCAAAUGAUCAGAUUUCUGCAUUAAUGCCGUGCAAUAGCUUUACAGUUUUAUGUAUGUAAAUAACAGUGUAAACAAACUUAUAAAGUUAAAAUAAAAUGACUUCUAAAGUAAAUAAUAAAAGUGAAGGCUAUACAGUGAAUGCUUUGACCAAAGAGUUUCUCUCCUGCAGGUUCAGGUUUCUGUUGAUGAACUGAUCACAAAUAUUGGCACACAAAAAUUUGAUCAUCAUCCCAAAAAAAAAAAUUGCACACAAGAUUAUUUACAUUUGUUUUAUCAUGUUAGCAUUUAACACAUUGCCUGUAUACACUUUGCCAGAGGUUCUGUCCAUACCUAAUGGGUCAUGGGGUGCAGGAUUAAACUCGAUAAUAGCUAAAAACUUUUACUGUGAGAAAAAAGAUAGAACAGAAAAAUAAUCUAAAUAUGAUCACAACUAGGAGACGACACAAAUUGUUUUUUGUUUGUUUAUUUUUUUUAUUGUGAUGUUUUGCAGUUUGUUGAAGUACCAGUUUCUCAUGGGCUCUCUAUUUGUCUCUCACUGUCACAUAGCAGUUACUUAGUAGUGUGGCUCCCUCACACCUGGUGAGAAAGUGAGCAGCCUAGUCUCUCACUAGGCAAAAGCAUGACCCAGAAAAAAAUGUACAAAAAGUCAUGGUUCAAAAUAAAGUAGUGCAUGCUUCUCACCACAAGCCUAUAACCACAAAAUAACGUACACGAAGUUUGGUGCAUGUACAGUCAGCUAUUUAUGAAUGCAUUAAAAUGCCAAUUGUAAAA